Lampris incognitus (smalleye Pacific opah) is the source of this 2022-nucleotide messenger RNA. RefSeq names its product zinc transporter ZIP1-like. The record is from RefSeq and is a predicted model, not a curated record. Lineage: Eukaryota; Metazoa; Chordata; Actinopteri; Lampriformes; Lampridae. Bases 244 to 1281 code for a protein of 345 amino acids. Gene Ontology annotation, molecular function: zinc ion transmembrane transporter activity. Gene Ontology annotation, biological process: zinc ion transmembrane transport. Gene Ontology annotation, cellular component: plasma membrane. The transcript has 4 exons.
CCGUGUGGCUCCUGGUGUCAUCGUAACAACUGCGGUUGUCUCGGAUACUUAUUGCGCCAGCUGGUUUAAAGAAAAGGGGAUGACUUAUCCGAGGAACAAAUUGCGUGUCCGAAGACCGUAUGUGACCCCCCCCCCUCUCUUUUUGUAUCAGGCGAGUCCUUGUGUGACUGACUCCAUGGAAGGUGUGUAAGCGUGCUGCGUUUGCUAUCCUGACUUGGCGCGAGAGUGGAGGUGCAGUUGAAGAUGUGUGACAGACGGGGAGGCUCCCCCCCUGACCUCUCCCCCGGCUGGGGGCCAGCGCUGGCCACCUGCCCGUUCGAUGUCCCGGGACUGGAGAUCAAACUGGGAGCCCUGGUGGUCCUGCUAGCCACUACGCUGGUCUUUGGCUUUGCCCCCCUUUGCCUUGUCAGGAGCACCGGGAGAUGUAGUGUCACUCCAGAGACGCGGCACAGGGUCCUGAGUUUGAUCAGCUGUUUUGCUGGUGGCGUCUUCUUGGCUACGUGCCUGCUGGACCUCCUUCCUGACUACCUGGAGGGGAUCAACCAAGCCUUCAGCAAUGUGGGAAUCACGCUUCACUUCCCUUUACCAGAGUUCAUCAUGGCUAUGGGCUUCUUCCUGGUUCUGGUUUUGGAGCAGAUUGUCUUGGCUCUUAAGGACCAGUCGCCACACCCCUCUGAGGAGAGACGUGCACUACUGGUGGACUCCAGCGUCCAAUCAAAUGAUAGGAAUGGGUGGAGACCCUCCCACCACCACAGCACAGAGGAGCUUGGUCGUUCCAGAGGGGUGGGGCCAGAGGGAGACCACUUCCACGUGGAUUUCAACUCCCACUCUGCUCUGCGGGCCUUCAUCCUGGUCUUCUCCCUAUCGCUGCACUCGGUGUUUGAGGGCCUGGCUGUGGGGCUUCAGGAGGACAGCAAGGAGGUGUUGGAGAUCUGCCUGGCUCUGAUGAUCCACAAGAGCGUCAUCUCCUUCAGCCUGGCUCUCAAACUGGCCCAGGGUCGUCUGCGGCGGGCUGCAGUGGUCGGCUGCCUGAUUCUCUUUGCUGUGAUGUCGCCACUUGGCAUCGGCUUGGGCAUCGCACUCACCGAGACCAAGGCAUCCAUCCAGCACCAGCUGGCCAGAUCCACUUUGGAGGGGCUGGCAACAGGCACCUUCAUCUACAUCACCUUCAUGGAGAUUCUUCCUCAUGAGCUGGCCUCUGCCCACAAUCGUCUCCCUAAGGUUGCCAUGCUGCUGUUGGGCUUUGCGGUAGUCACAUCAGUGUUGUUUAUCAAACUGUAGCCUGGACAUGGUCACUCCGAGGUGGGAGACACCGUCUUGCAAGUGGGAGAAGAGUUGGCUUAUUUCCAUCAACAGAAAUCUGCUCUGCUAACGCAUACUUGUGCAAGACACUGAGCAUGUGCUUGAUAGUUGUAAAUUGCUCUGUAACAGAAUGCCACAUAAAUGCCUGAAAAUAUCAGCAUGUGAUAUCGGUAACAGUAUCAAUCCUCCAUGUCAGAAUUGAUGAAACACUUCACCAUAGGGAACACAGUAGUGUUCUUCUUCAAGUCCUGUCAGUUCUUCACGGUAAUCCAACAUAAAAUGGAAAAUAGUAUUGUGUAAUCUCAGACUGCUAUCUUGUGGUACGGGAGGAUUUCUAAAUUUGCCUCUUUAUUUGCCAACAUAGAAAAAGAAGCCUUUCAUUUUGUAUUUUUUAAGGCUGUGUUGAUCAACUACAAUAGGUUAGUUGUUCAAAUAUGAGGAAUAAUUAUGACUUGGCUUCAAAUUUAAAUGAGACUGUUGAGGCAUUGGCACAUCCAAGUACUGUAUUUUUCUAAUUGUGAUGUACUUCCAAAGAAGUUUGACCAAAAUAACAUUUUAACACUUUUAAUAGCACUGCUGAAUAUGUAAAACACUAAUUUUGUAUUGUGAAGAAACCUGAGCAGCUGUUAAAACAACAUUGCUGCUUAGGGAAAACGUUCUUAAUUUUUUUUUUCCAAAUUAAAAAAUGAUUGGUUUGUAAAUUGUUGGUUUCAAAUUAAA